GUGGUAGAUGGAGUAACGGAGAGGAGAGAAGUCCACGUAUUACCAUGCCGAGAUUUGGACUACACAAACUACACUCAAAACCUCCCAAUAUACGAGAUUAAUAACAGAAGAGGUGAAGAUCACGGUACGAUAAUGGGGAAGCACUUGGUUUCACUGCUUGUGCUCCUCCUGCCGCUCAUCUGUGGCUGCGCAGGGAACCAAAGGAUGGUGAGGGCCACCCCCAUGCAGUUCACUCACCCUGUUUACAAUGCUACCAUAUAUGAGAACUCUGCUGCUAAGACGUACUUAGAGAGUCACACCAAGAUGGGGAUCUAUAUCACAGACCCAAGCUGGGAGAUACGGUACAAAAUCAUCUCUGGAGACAAUGAGAACUUAUUCAAAGCAGAGGACAUCCUGCUGGGAGAUUUCAGUUUUUUGCGAAUAAGGACCAAAGGAGGCAGCACUGCCAUUCUGAACCGGGAGGUUAAAGACCACUACAUACUGACUGUUAAAGGUUCAGAGAGGGGCACCAAUUUGGAGUGUCGCACCAGAGUGAAGGUGCAGGUACUUGACACCAAUGAUCUGAGGCCUCUCUUCUCCCCAACGUCCUACAGCAUCUCUCUGCCGGAGAACACGGCCAUACGCACAAGUGUGGCCAAGGUCACGGCAACGGAUGCAGAUAUUGGUACGAAUGGAGAAUACUACUACAGUUUCAGAGAGUGGACGGACAUGUUCGCUGUUCAUCCAACAAGCGGUGUGGUGACAUUGACUGGCAAACUCGACUACACAGAGACAAAGCUGUACGAGUUGGAGAUCCUUGCAGUGGACAGAGGGAUGAAGCUGUAUGGCAGCAGUGGCUUCAGUAGCAUGGCCAAACUUACAGUGAGGGUGGAGCAAGCCAAUGAGCAUGCACCGGUAAUCACAGCAGUAACUUUGGCCCCCUCAGAUGCAGACCAUGACCCCACCUAUGCUAUUGUGACAGUUGAGGACAAUGACCAGGGACCAAAUGGAGAGAUAGCAUCAUUGAGCAUUGUCGCUGGUGACCCCCUUCAGCAGUUCAAGGCUGUAAGAACCAGCCCUGGGAGCAAGGAGUAUAAAAUCAAAGCAGUCAAAGACGUAGACUGGGACAGCCAGCCUUUUGGAUACAACCUCACUUUACAGGCCAAGGACAAAGGAAGCCCCCCUCAAUUUUCAUCUGCUAAAUUGGUACAUGUCACUUCUGCACAGUUUAAAGUGGGCCCUCCUAUAUUUGAAAAUGCCAUUUACAGAGUCAAUCUGAGUGAAUUUGCCCCCCUUCAUACACCUGUCACUAUGGUAACAGCUGUGCCAAAGUAUCCACAGCUUAAAUAUGCUUUUAGACAUAAAUCUGACAAGAGCAAAUUUACUAUCAAUCCAGAUACUGGCUUAAUCAGCACUGCAGGACCAAUCAAUGCUGAUUCUUCACCCCGAUUUGAGCUGGACGUUAUCACCAGUGACAAAAAAGCGGCGACAAAAGUGAUCGUUGAUGUGAUUGAUGUGAAUAACAAUGCACCUGAGUUCAAGCAGACAUCUUACAGGACCACUGUCGAUGAGAAUGCACCCAUAGGGACCAGUGUGGAAACGGUUAAAGCCACUGAUCUAGACAGAGGGGAGAAUGGCUAUGUGACCUACAGCAUUACCAAUAUGAGCCCACAGCCAUUUGUCAUCGACUACUUCUCUGGUGUCAUCAGUACGUCAGAGGUCCUAGAUUAUGAGCUCAUGCCCAGGAUUUAUAAUCUCAGAGUCAGGGCAUCGGAUUGGGGAUCCCCUUUCCGGAGAGAGGUGGAAGCAUCAGUCACCAUAACAUUAAAUAACUUGAAUGACAAUAAGCCCUUGUUUGAAAAUGUAGACUGUGAAGUCACUGUGCCGAGAGAUCACGGCGUGGGAGAGCAGAUAACAACAGUGUCUGCCAUAGAUGCUGAUGAACUGCAACUAGUACGGUACAAUAUUAAAGCGGGGAAUGAUCUUGACCUGUUUGAUCUGAACCCAAACUCUGGGGUACUUUCACUGAAGCACACGCUGAGUGAGGGAGAGGCAGCUAAAGUAUCCUUCCAUAGUUUACAAAUCAUCGCAACCGAUGGUGAACACGAGACUCGGCCAAUGAUCAUGAACAUAACUGUCAUCACAGCACGCAAGCCUGUCCAAUUAAAAUGUGUCGAAACUGGUGUCGCCACUAUGUUGGCUGAAAAGCUACUACAGGGCAGCAAAAUCCACACGCAAACUGAGCCAGAUGACAACUUUAUGGACAUUCCCUCAGUCAACCGGUACGCUCCUCAGUUUGCAGAGUCUUUCCCAAGUGUUAUUGAAGUUAAAGAGGACCUCCCAGUUGGGGCCCGGGUUGUCCACCUAAGUGCCACAGACAUAGACAGUGGCUUCAAUGGGAAACUAGUGUAUGUUAUUUCAGGAGGAGACACAGAAAGCCGCUUCAUAGUAGAAAUGGAAACUGGUUGGCUUUUGGUUUACUCUCCCCUAGACAGGGAAACAACCGAUCAUUACACACUCAACGUAACAGUGUAUGAUCUCGGCAUACCACAGAAAUCUUCAUCACGCCUCUUGGAUGUCAAGAUCCUAGACGCUAACGAUAAUAGCCCUCAAUUUUUGCAAGAUUCAUACUCUGUCGAAAUAAGCGAGAGUACACCUGUGGGUACGGAAAUUAUCCAGGUGGACUCGACGGACAAGGAUCAAGGAGAUAAUGGCAUUGUAAAGUAUUCCAUUUUAGGUGGCACAGAUCAUUUUGCAAUCAAUGAGGAAACUGGUGUGGUGACUGUGACAAAGCCGCUGGAUCGUGAGCUCUAUCCAGUUUAUAUCUUGAAGAUCGCGGCACGUGACCAGGCAGUAAAUGAGCCCCAGCUAGUGUCCACUGUACUGCUUAAGAUCACCUUGGAAGAUGUGAAUGAUAAUCCGCCUAAAUUUGUACCUCCUAAUUACCGCGUGAAGGUGAGGGAAGACCUUCCUAUUGGUACUGUAAUUAUGUGGCUGGAGGCUCACGACCCCGAUAUCGGACCCUCCAGUCAGGUACGAUACAGCCUGAUCGAUAACGGAGAUGGGAAUUUCGAAGUAGACAAGCUGAGCGGCGCCGUGCGGAUCGUGCAGAACCUAGAUUACGAGACAAGACAGGUGUACAAUCUGACUGCAAAAGCUAAAGACAAAGGGAAGCCCAUAUCAUUGUCAUCAACUUGUUUCAUUGAGGUGGACAUAGUGGACGUGAACGAGAAUCUGUACCGGCCUUUGUUUCGAUCAUUUGUGGAAAAGGGAUUUAUAAAAGAAGAUGCACUUAUCGGGACUUCAGUGAUGACAGUAACAGCCGAAGAUGAGGACAAAGGACGAGACGGAGAGAUUCGAUACUCCAUACGAGAUGGAUCCGGCCUGGGGAUAUUUACCAUAGAUGAGGAAACUGGUAUUAUUCGAACACAAGAACUGCUGGACCAUGAGACCACACCUCACUACUGGCUCACAGUGUAUGCCAUGGAUCGUGGCGUGGUGCCGCUCUCGGCCUUUGUCGAGGUCUACGUUGAAGUGCAAGACGUCAAUGACAAUGCACCGCAAACCUCCGAACCUGUCUACUACCCUUCUGUCAUGGAGAACUCCCCUAAAGAUGUGUCUAUCAUCCAGAUAGAAGCUGUUGAUCCAGAUGCCAAGGCCAGUGAUAAACUCAGCUACAGAAUCACCAGUGGCAACCCCCAGGGUUUCUUUGCCAUCAACUCCAGGACAGGUCUGGUUACCACUACUUCAAGGAGACUGGACAGAGAGCAGCAAGAUGAGCACAUUCUUGAGAUCACCGUCACUGACCACGGCGUUCCUGCUAAAUCCACCACUGUCCGCGUCAUCGUCCAAGUCCUCGAUGAGAAUGACAACAGGCCGUUGUUCCUGGAGAAAAUCUAUAAGAUCAAGCUCCCCGAGCGGGAGAGGCCAGAGCGAGAGAGAGCGAUGAGGAGAGACCCAGUGUAUCGAGUCAUUGCAUCAGACAAAGAUGAGGGACCCAAUGCUGAGAUCUCUUACAGCAUUGAGGAGGGGGACGAACACGGCAAGUUUUUCAUUGAACCCAAGACUGGCCUGGUGUCAUCCAAGAAGUUCUCUUCAGCCGGAGAAUAUGACAUUCUUACAAUUAAAGCCGUCGACAAUGGACGUCCUCAGAAAUCCUCCACUUGUCGCCUGCAUAUCGAGUGGAUUCCCAAACCAGAAGUGCCAGCAGAUGCAGCUCUCCUGCUUUUCGAAGAGUCCCCCUUCAUCUUCUCUGUAAUGGAAAGUGACCCUGUGGCACACAUGGUGGGCGUCGUAGCCACCGAAUCCUCUGAUGUUCCCGUGUGGUUUGAAAUCACAGGUGGUAAUUAUGACAGCCGCUUUGACGUGGGCAAGGCCAGUGGAACCUUGAUUGUAGCGAGGCCCCUGGACGCUGAGCAGAAAUCAAAUUACAACCUGACGGUGGAAGCCACAGAUGGGACACGAACUGUCAGCACCCAGGUCCUUAUCCGUGUCAUUGACACCAACAACCACCGACCACAGUUCUCUCAGCCUAAGUAUGAAGUGAAUGUCCCUGAAGACACUCCAGCUGGGGCCGAGGUCCUACAGAUCAGUGCUGUGGACGAAGACGAGAAGAACAAACUGACCUUUACACUCCUGAGCAGCACUGAUCCCUUCAGCCUGAAAAAGUUCAGACUAGACCCAGGAACAGGCAUUCUUUACACUGCGGAACAACUGGACCAUGAGACUAUGCAUAGCCACGUCCUCACUGUCAUGGUAAGAGACCAAGACAUCCCAGUGAAGAGGAACCUUGUGCGAGUUAUUGUCAACGUGGAAGACACCAAUGAUAAUGCACCCUGGUUUAUAGGCACACCUUACUCUGGCCGUGUGUUUGAGUCUGCUGCCAUAGGCUCAGCUGUGCUCCAGGUUACGGCUCUUGACAAAGACAAGGGCCAGAAUGCAGAGAUCCUCUACAGCAUUGAGUCAGGAAAUGUUGCGAACUCAUUUGCCAUCGACCCUGUCCUCGGGACAAUUACAGUAGCCAAAGAGCUUGAUCGCAGCAGCAAGACCCAAUUCGAACUCACUGUUAAGGCAUCUGAUAGAGGAGUAUCUUCACUGUCAACUACAGCCAAUGUACACAUUGUGGUAACAGUUUCUGACAAUGCAGCCCCCAGAUUCACUGAAAAGGAGUUCUCUGCAGAAGUCAGUGAAUCAGUACAUCCAGGAAGUUUUGUGAGCUUGGUCACAGCUGUCAGCCAGUCAUCAGUUUUCUUUCAGAUAAAAGAUGGCAACAUCAACAACGCAUUUGAUAUAAACCCAAACUCUGGAGUGGUUGUGACCCAGAGAGCUUUAGAUUAUGAGACCACCUCUCAAUAUAAGCUUAUCAUACAGGGCACCAAUAUGGCUGGACUCGCCAGCAACACAACACUUCAGAUUCAUUUGAAGGAUGAAAAUGACAAUGCCCCAAUCUUUCUCCAGGGGGAAUUCAAAGGAGUAAUCAGCGAGUCCGCCUCCAUCAACAGUGUUGUUCUGACCCAUGAAAACACUCCUUUUGUCAUCCGCGCCUCUGAUGCUGAUUGUGACCAGAAUGCCAUGCUCAUCUAUCAGAUUGUCGAACCUUUCGCGCUUAAUUAUUUUGCCAUUGACUCUAGCACUGGGGCUAUCAGAAUCACAACAGCUCUGGAUUAUGAACAGAGGAAUAUUUUCCGCUUCACAGUCCAGGUCCAUGAUCUAGGAAUGCCACGGCUGUUUGCAGAAACGCCAGCCAACGUGACCAUUGAAGUAAUUGAUAUUAAUGACUGUUCACCAGUUUUCAGCCAAGAACUGUAUGAGACAACUAUCGUAGUGCCAACAUACAAAGGGGUGGAAGUUAUAACAGUGAAUGCUACUGACUUGGACUCUGGGCCUAACUCCAAACUUCUCUUUUCCAUCUCUGAGGGGAAUAUUGGUGAUAAAUUUAAAAUUGAUCCAAUCACAGGCAUAAUCUCUAUUCAAAAUGUCACACAACUGAGGAGCAGAUAUGAAUUGAAAGUCAGGGUUUCGGAUGGAAGAUUUGCUACUGUUGCCACAGUAAAGAUAAAUGUAAAGGAAAACCAGGAGAGCAAGCUUAAGUUCACUAGAGAGUCUUACAAAGCCUACGUCAAAGAAAACUCUUCCGAGAAGAAAACACUAGCAGUCAUUGCUGCUGUUGGGAACCAGGUGAACGAGCCUUUGUUUUACAAAAUUUUGAACCCUGACAGCAGAUUUGUUAUCAGCCACACAUCUGGGGUAAUCUCAACCACUGGAAUACCAUUUAAUCGUGAAACACAAGACACAUUUGAUAUUGUUGUUGAGGUCACCAGGGAGGACAAAUCUAAGGAUGGGGCUCAUGUACUCGUGACUGUAACAGUGGAAGAUGUAAAUGACAACAAACCUAUGUUUGUGAACCUUCCCUAUCAUGCUCUGGUCCAAAUGGACGCAGAAGAAGGCCAGGUCAUCCGGCAGGUCACAGCAGUGGACAAAGACCUGGGCCAGAAUGCAGAUAUCCAUUAUCAGUUAAAGGAAGAUCAUGGGCACUUUGAAAUCAGUCGCUCUGGUGAAAUCUCCCUCAAAAAGAAGUUUGAGAAAGAGUCGCUUGACACUGACUUUGUCAUCAUUGUUAUAGCUAAGGACAAUGGGGAGCCAGCACUCUCGGCAGAAGUAGAAGUGCCAAUAACAGUGGUGAACAAAGCAAUGCCUGUGUUUGAGAAGCCUUUUUACAGCAUUGAAAUCCCUGAAAAUAUUCAGUUGCGCACACCUGUGCUUCAUGUACAGGCGAAUGAUUCUGAGGGGCCUCGAAUUGUUUACACCAUCUCUGAGGGGGAUCCCUUUAAACAGUUCUCAAUUGAUUUCAACACAGGUGUUAUCCAUGUGAUUCAGCCUCUGGACUUUGAGACACAUCCUGCAUACAAAUUAAAUGUAAGAGCCACAGACUCUCUUACUGGAGCACACUCUGAAGUAUUUGUAGAUAUCAUACUGGAAGAUGUAAAUGAUAACGCCCCUGUGUUCCUAUCAAAGACCUACUAUGCCAAUAUUUCUGAGGCCUCUGUCAUUGGUACAUCGGUUUUGCAAGUUGAUGCCAAAGAUUCUGAUACUGGUAAUAACCAAGAAGUAUUCUUCCAGUUGGUCGAGGAGAAGGGGAAGAGUUCAGAAUAUUUCACCAUUGACCGUGAUACAGGAAUAAUCUCUACUGCUCAAGUACUUGAUCAUGAGGAGUUUCAACAACACCAGUUGAGGGUUCGUGUUGUGGAUGGAGGAGUACCAGCCCUCUCUAGUGAUGUCAUUGUAACAAUAGAUGUCACUGACCUGAAUGACAAUGCUCCAAUAUUUACAGAGCACACCUACAAAACUACCAUCAGUGAAUUAGCCUCACGCGGACACUUCAUCACCCAAGUCCAGGCAUCUGAUGCAGAUAGCUCAGACUCAAAUAAGCUGAGGUUCUCCAUCAUAUCGGGAAAUGAGGAUCAGAACUUUGCCAUUGACAAAUACACGGGUGCCAUUGUGAUUUCCAACCACCGCAGGCCACAUAUGCAGCCUCAGUACAACCUCAAAGUGUCAGUAUCAGACAGUGUAUUCAGAAGCUCGGCCAUUGUCAACGUAACAGUUAUUGGUGCCAACUUCCACAACCCCACCUUCUCUCAGUUGGACUAUGUGGUAGAGCUUGUUGAAAACUCACCUGUCGGUACUUUUGUAGCUGAAGCAAAAGCAACAGAUGACGAUGAAGGCAUUUAUGGGCAAAUAACAUACCGGAUUGUGAAUGACUUCGCAACAAACAAGUUCUCUGUCAAUGAAAACGGAGAGAUUUUCACUCUCGAGAUGCUUGACCGUGAGAAUACCAUUGAGAAGGUUAUUCCUAUUUCUCUCAUAGCUAAAGACGGAGGUGGAAAAGUAGGCUUUUGUACUGUCAAUGUCAUUCUAACAGACGUCAAUGACAAUGCCCCACAAUUCAGGGCAGUUGAAUACAAAGCCACUAUUGCAUCAGAUGUCUUAAAGGGAACCUCUGUGAUUAAAAUUGCUGCUUCAGACAUGGAUGAGGGAAGCAAUGCUGACAUAGAAUACUCAAUUGUAGCAGAUGUUGAAAAUGUGGCAGAGAACUUUGAAAUCCAUCCUACCUCUGGGGUCAUUGUAACCAAAGAGAGUCUCAUUGGGCUUGAAAAUGAUCUCUAUGCAUUCUUUGUUAGGGCAAAGGAUACUGGGAAUCCAUCCAAAUAUUCUGUUGUUCAGGUUUACAUUAGGAUUGUUUCACCAGAGACACCAGUUCCCAAAUUUGCUGAACCACAUUACCGUUAUACCAUUGCUGAAGACCUUCCCAUUGGAACAGAGAUCGAUGUGAUUCAGGCAGAAAGUGAACAGCCAGUCUUAUACAGCCUUGUGAAGGGCAACACUCCUGAGAGCAACGAAGAUGAGGUGUUUGUUGUAGACAGAGAUGCCGGAGUCUUGAAACUGCAGAAAAGCCUCGACCAUGAGACUACCAAAUGGUAUCAACUCACACUGCUUGCACAAAACAAGCAUGAAAACUAUGAAGUGGUUUCAUCUGUGAAUAUAGACAUCCAAGUGAAAGAUCUUAAUGACAACAACCCUGUCUUUGAUUCGGACCCUUACGAGGCUGUCAUUGUGGAAAACCUCCCAAGCGGGGCUCAAGUAAUCCAAGUCAAAGCCACCGACCAAGACUCUGGAACCAAUGGCCAUGUCGUUUACAGCCUAGACCCCAAGCAGAACUCACCAGAGAUCUCAGAGCUCUUUGCUGUUAACAGUGAAACUGGAUGGGUGACCACCUUAAAAGAGCUAGACCGUGAAAAGAUGGACAAAUAUAUAAUCACAGUCAUAGCCACAGACCAAGGGGAUAAAGUCCAACAUGUGACUGCCACUAGAGUGAGGGUAACAGUCGCUGAUGUGAAUGACAACCCACCCCGCUUCACUGCAGAGAUCUACAAAGGCACAGUCAGCGAAGAUGACCCUCCUCCCAGCGGGGUGAUCGCUAUCCUCAGCACCACUGAUGAUGAUUCUGAGGACAUCAAUAAACAAGUGAACUACUUCAUCACAGGAGGGGAUCCACUUGGCCAAUUUGCCAUCGAACACAUUCAGAAUGAAUGGAAGGUCUCUGUCAGGAAGCCCUUGGACCGUGAGGAGAAAGACAAUUAUCUCCUUAACAUCACUGCCAGUGAUGGCAUAUUCACUGCCAAAGCUAUUGUGGAGGUUAAGGUGCUGGAUGCCAAUGACAACAACCCUGUAUGCGAAAAGUCUCUAUAUAGCGAGAGCGUCCCAGAGGACUCCCCUGCUGGCAGGCUCAUCUUGCAGGUCUCAGCCACAGAUGCUGACAUCCGCUCAAACGCUCAAAUCUCUUAUGAGCUCCAGGGAGUUGGAUCAGAAUUGUUCAUCAUUGACUCUGAUACAGGGGAGUUGAAGACCUCACAGCCCCUUGACCGAGAGGAGCAAGAUGAGCACAAGUUCAAAGUGCGGGCUGUGGACGGAGGAGGACGGUACUGUGAGGCUGACAUCCAUAUCACUGUGGAAGACGCCAAUGACAAUGCGCCUCAGUUCUCAGCCGAUCCGUACACCUUCACAGUCUUUGAGAACACGGAGAUGGGCACAUUUGUGGCAAAACUGCAGGCAAAUGAUAUCGACACUGGUCUCAACGGCGACGUCCUGUACACACUGGUCAAUUCAGCAGAAGGAUUUUUCUCCAUUGACGAGCAUACCGGUGUAAUAAGCCUGGAACGUUCACUGGACCGAGAGAAGCAGGCAGUGUAUGAGCUGAAGGCCCGCGUAAGUGACCAGGGCUCGCCUCGUCUUUCCUCACUGUGCCAGGUGGUGGUCUCUGUCCUGGAUAUCAACGACAAUCCUCCAGUGUUUGAGCACCGUGAAUAUACAGCCACAGUGUCUGAGGACGUGGCCGUGGGCACUCAAGUGCUUAGAGUGCAGGCAGCCAGCCGGGACACGGAGGCUAAUGGAGAGAUCUCUUACAGCAUCAUCAGUGGGAAUGAGCAUGGCAUGUUCAGCGUCGACCCACGCACUGGUGACGUCUUUGUGAUUGAGCCAUUAGACUAUGAGAUCUCCCAUGAAUAUUAUGUCACUAUAGAGGCCACAGAUGGAGGCUCACCACCUCUCAGCGACAUGGCCACCGUGAACAUCAACCUGACUGAUGUCAAUGACAACAAACCCGUCUUCAGCCAGGACAUCUACACAGCCGUUGUCAGUGAGGACGCUGAGCUGGGGAGGACUGUGUUGAUGGUCGUGGCAGAGGAUGCUGAUGGGCCAUCUUACGAUCACGUGCGUUACUCCAUCGUGGAUGGUAACCAAGGCAGCCCCUUCACCAUCGAUCCAGUCAGAGGAGAGCUCAGGGUUGCUCGCCAGCUGGACAGAGAGAGAGCAUCAGGGUACACUCUGACAGUGGUUGCUUCAGACAACGGGGUGCCCCCUCUUUCCAGCAGCGCCAUGAUCAACAUUGACAUCUCAGACGUCAAUGACAACCCACCCCUUUUCUCCCAGGCCAACUACAGCCUCAUCAUCCAGGAAAAUCGACCAAAAGGCACAAGUGUUCUCCAACUCACUGUAACCGAUCGGGAUGCUUCCCACAAUGGCCCACCUUUCACCUUUGCCAUCGUGGAUGGGAACGAGGACAGCGCUUUCCACAUCAAUCAGCAGGGCGCUUUAGUGGCCGUGGGGGCGCUGAAUAGGAAGAGUAAAGAACACUACCUACUUCAAGCACAGGUGUCAGACAGCGGCAAACCUCAGCUCUUUUCCACCGCCUUCGUCAGCGUACGUGUAAUCGAGGAGAGCGUAUACCCUCCUGCGAUUCUUCCGCUGGACAUUUUUAUCUCCACCGCUGGCGAUGAAUACCCUGGAGGUGUCCUGGGCAAAAUCCACGCCACUGACCAAGACAUCUAUGACACUCUAACCUACAGCCUCGCCCCAUCUUCUUCAUCCUCCUCCUCUUCCACAGACGAGAGCAGCGACUUGUUUUCGGUUUCAGCCUCCGACGGUAAAGUUAUCGCCCUUCGACCGCUCGACGUGGGCCACUACCCUCUCAACGUGACGGUGACCGACGGACGCUUCACCACAGCCGCUGAUGUCACCGUGCAUGUGCGUCAAGUACCUCGUCAGGCCCUGGAUAACUCCAUCGCAGUGCGCUUUGCAAACAUUGCUCCGGAAGAGUUUAUCGGGGACUACUGGCGCAACUUCCAGCGAGCACUGAGAAACAUUGCUGGAGUGAGGAGGAGUGAGGUCCAGUUAGUGAGCCUGCAACCUUCGGAGCAAGGAGAUCUGGAUGUCCUGUUGACUCUGGAGAGGUCUGGCAGCCCCUACCAAUCUCAGGAAGUUGUCUUCCGUAAGCUGAACUCGUCUGCCGCUGUGAUCGAGGAGAUGACGGGGGUCCGGAUCGUGCGGGUGGUGCAGAAGCUGUGCGCGGGGCUGGACUGCCCGUUACACUUCUGCGACGAGGUCAUCUCCCUGGAUAAGACGUCGAUGUCCACUUACAGCACGGCUCGCCUCAGCUUCGUCACCCCGCGGCAUCAGAGAACUGCAACCUGCCAGUGUGAAGGUGGCAGAUGUCCUGUGCUGAACAACUUGUGUGAGAACAACCCAUGUCCGGAGGGUAUGGAGUGUGUGGCAGAUCCUCGAGAUACUGUGUACAGUUGUGUGUGUCCAGAGGGUAAAAAGGGCAAAUGUUCCGAUGGCCACUCGCUGACGUUCAGCGGCAACGGCUAUGUGAAAUACCAUCUGAUGGAGAAUGAGAACAAGGAGUUGAUGAAGCUGUCUCUAAGGCUCAGGACCUUCUCCAGCCACGCGACAGUCAUGUAUGCUAAAGGAACAGACUACAGCAUCCUUGAGAUUGUGAACGGUCGUCUGCAGUACAAGUUCGACUGUGGCAGUGGCCCCGGCCUCGUAUCGGUCCACAGCGCUCAGGUGAACGACGGGGAGUGGCACACUGUCUCGCUGGAGGUGGACGGCAACUACGCUAAGCUGGUGCUGGACCGAGUGCACGCCGCCUCAGGCACAGCACCGGGCACUCUGCGUACCCUCAACCUUGACAACAGUAUUUACUUUGGUGGUCACGUACGCCAGAUUGCCUCCGCUCGCCACGGACGUAGCCUACCUGUCACCAACGGGCUCCGUGGAUGCAUGGAGGCCAUCACCCUGAAUGGCCAAGAGCUGCCUCUCAACACCCAAGCUCACAGGGCCCACGCUGUGUUAGAGGACAUUGUGGACGUGUCUCCAGGCUGUGCACUCGCACCUGCUGAGAGUUGUUCCAGCAACCCCUGCAUCAACGGAGGGGUCUGCACCUCCCUGCCUAAUGGAGGCUACUUCUGUAAGUGUCCCGGCUCUUUCAGGGGUACACACUGUGAGAUUGGCAUCAGCCCUUGUGCCUCCAACCCCUGCCUGUAUGGAGGCACUUGUGUACCUCGUGCAGAUGAUUUCUACUGCCAGUGCAGAGGGCAGUACUCCGGACAAAGGUGCCAGUUGGGACCGUACUGUAGAGACAAUCCCUGUAAAAACAGUGGGAAGUGUAUUGACAGUCUGGAUGGUCCAGUAUGUGAGUGUGAAGCCGGCUUCCAGGGAGACAGGUGCCUGAGUGAUGUCGAUGAGUGCAUCAAGAACCCCUGUGCCAACGGAGGUCAGUGCCAGAACACAUACGGAGCUUACAAGUGUAACUGCUCGCUGGGCUUCAGUGGACCGAUGUGUGACCUCCGUGCCGAGGUCCGCAAUGAAUUUGUCUCCACCUCCUGGAACAUCGGACUGGAGGAGGUGAUUGGCAUUGUAGUCUUUAUAUCCAGCAUCUUUAUCCUGGUGCUCCUCUUCAUCAUCAUCCGCAAGAAGGCGUGUCGCAGAAGGUCAAGGAACGAUGACGACAAACGCCCCGGAAGUUCAAACGUGCCUCACUCCUUCCUCCAGAGACCUUAUUUUGAUGCCAAACUCAACAAAAACAUCUACUCAGACAUCCCGCCUCAGGUCCCUGUGCGGCCCAUCUCCUACACUCCCAGCAUUCCAAGCGACUCACGGAACAACCUGGAUAGGAAUUCAUUUGAGGGCUCAGCCAUCCCGGAGCAUCCGGAGUUCAGCACCUUCAACCCGGACUCUGUCCACGGCCACCGCAAGACGGUGGCUGUGUGCAGCGUAGCACCCAAUCUUCCCCCUCCCCCUCCUUCCAACUCAGUCUCAGAUAGUGACUCCAUCCAGAAGCCAAACUGGGACUAUGAUUAUGAUGCUAAAGUGGUGGACUUGGACCCGUGUCUGACCAAGAAGCCUGUUGAGGACAGCGCCUGCCACCCUUACAACACCAGGGGCAGCAUGUCUGAGGUCCACUCCCUCAGCUCCUUCCAGUCAGAGUCCUGUGAUGAUAACGAGUCUUUUUUGGCUCAUGAUCUCAAGAACCCAAGAGGAUAUCACUGGGACACAUCUGAUUGGAUGCCAAGUGUUCAACUUCCUGGAAUCCAGGAGUUUCCACAGUAUGAGGUUGUGGAGUCGCCCGCCCCUUUGUACAGUGACCCGAGUGCCAUCGACACCGACUACUAUCCCGGCGGCUUUGACAUUGAGAGCGACUUCCCUCCGCCGCCGGAGGACUUCCCCGCCAACGAUGACCUGCCACCACCACCUUUGCCAGAGUAUGGUGACCGCUGCGACACGCUGCGGCCCCUGGGCAGAGACUUGGACAUGGCUCCGGCCAGUCCAGGCGGCUCGGGCGGGGUCCGCCAGCGCCCGGCCCUGCCCCAGCUCUACAGCCUUAACCAGUACCUGCCGCAGCACUCCUACCCAAGCGACGGGGGUGACACCGAGGGCCAAGGUGCUACAUCCACCUCAGCCAACACCACCCCGGCUUCCACCUUGGGCACCAGUGGCUACAGAGGGGGCUACCCUUUAGGUUGUAGUCGGGACUUUGACUCCUCAGCUUUGGACAACAUGUCCUUGUCUCUGUACACGUCCACAGCUUCUUGCUCGGACAUGUCGGCGUGCUGCGAGGAGUCCGAGGCGAUGAUAAGCGACUACGAGAGCGGCGAUGAAGGCCAUUUUGAGCGACUGGUCAUCCCGGCGCUGGACUCCCAACAGCACACUGAAGUCUGACACUGGAUCCAAACAAAAGUGCCUGAACCCACAGCUACACCUUAUGUUAGCCCUUCACACACCACCCACAUGAAAUACGCACAGUACGUGUACACACAAAAAACACCACACCCACACACACACACACACUCACACACAAACACACACAUGCGCACACAUACAAACACAAUGAAUUGAGUCAAAACACAGGGGUUGUUGAGACUGGUUGUGAAGGCCAUUCGGCUGAGAGGAUCUCAAGAAGCUAUAGAAGGAACUCUGUAGCAUCUUUACACUCUGCUCAGUCCAACUCCUGCCGCUCUGAGUCGGCGGUGCCAUUGCUUUAAAUAAUUGUCAUCAUACACACAGGAAGUGGAUUAUCUGAAGGAUCAACAUUUCAAUGUACAACAAGAAAAUCAUCAUGAAAAAAAAAAGAGUAUUUCACGACAACAUCUUUGUUUCUAUAAAUAAAAUCAAGCAAAAUGUUUUUAUACAAGUCCUCAUUUUCAAUGUAAAUUUUAAUGUACAGUUUUGAUUUCAAAGUUUACUAGGUUUUGUAGAUAUUCUAUGCUUUUAUUUUCAACAAAAAGAGUUAAAUGGUGUGACAUUAUCAGCCUUACUGUGCUUACAUUCACCAAAAAAAAGAAACGUUAAAAAUAGAGAGAGAAGAGCGUGGCUUUUCUGAACACAGUGUACUCGUAAAGUUUAUUGUCUCCUGCUCAUUUCAAAAAGGGUCUUCAAUGAACGACUGCAUAUUCUUGUGUUGUUGUUUUUUUAUUUGUUUGUUUGUAAAUUUUGACUUUGGAACCUCUUUAUUUUUCCACCAAGAAAAUGGGACCCAAUAUAUUUAUAGUGCAGAGUUAUCCAUGGACACGUGACUUUUUCAGGUGUCUAUGUGUGUGUGAGCAAU
Molecule: messenger RNA, 14920 nt
Organism: Scomber japonicus (chub mackerel)
Lineage: Eukaryota; Metazoa; Chordata; Actinopteri; Scombriformes; Scombridae
Gene: fat1a
Product: FAT atypical cadherin 1a
Exons: 29
Coding region: 133-14034 (4633 amino acids)
Biological process (GO): homophilic cell-cell adhesion
Cellular component (GO): plasma membrane
Molecular function (GO): calcium ion binding
Source: RefSeq, a predicted model, not a curated record